AUGAAUCACUUCUCAUAUCUUCCCAUAAUCUAUAAUUUUCCAGCGUUCUGUUCGAUUGUCGCCGCCUCGCCGUUGUGGUUCGAUGAAGAGGAGCCGAUGAAUUUGAGAGCGUUCCGUGUGAUGCCAAAUCAAUUGGACUCGAUUGACGCCUCCAGGAGACUUCUGAAACGUGGCAGUAGCAUGUUCAACAAACGACGCGGACGAGAACUUUUCGGAAAACGAUCUCUCCCAAUCGAGUAUGCAGAUGACUCCGCAAUCUACGAGAACCGAUUCAGACGACGUGCCAAUGAACUCUUCGGUUAA
Molecule: messenger RNA, 303 nt
Organism: Caenorhabditis remanei
Lineage: Eukaryota; Metazoa; Nematoda; Chromadorea; Rhabditida; Rhabditidae
Exons: 3
Coding region: 1-303 (100 amino acids)
Source: RefSeq, a predicted model, not a curated record